This is a messenger RNA of Colias croceus (clouded yellow), 2860 nucleotides long. RefSeq names its product toll-like receptor 3 (gene 2mit). The coding region runs from base 205 to 2553 and encodes 782 amino acids. The transcript is spliced from 2 exons. NCBI's taxonomy places the organism in Eukaryota, Metazoa, Arthropoda, Insecta, Lepidoptera, Pieridae. The record is from RefSeq and is a predicted model, not a curated record. Gene Ontology annotation, molecular function: protein binding.
CGGACGUGUAGAGCAACCGUUCUAACCAAAAAUUAUCACGUGUGCACCUUCGUUACUCGACUGCGCCGGUAAUUGAGUAUGAAUGACAGACACGUCGCGAUAACUCACCGUUCCCACGCCCACCAUGCGAUCGAGAGCCCCUAAAAUGCUCCGGCAAGUGCUAAAAUAUCUCAUUUUCAACCCAGCAUAAGUUUCAAGUGCGAAAUGGCUUUCAAAGUGUAUUUGAUUGUUUUCAUAACGUGGAUUGUGAACUGUACUCCGUGUGAUGUUUGUUGUAAUGUGACGACGUGUGAUUGUUCAUAUGUUUUGAGUAUCAAAGAUAGUGGUGACCGCAUACGAUGUUGUGAAGAUUAUCUCGUCUCAAAUAAGACGUUUAGGGAUGUGUCAAUACGAUUUAGUGGAAAAUGUGACCUGAGUAACAUACAUCUCAAUCUACCAACAUUGGAUACCCUUUCUAUCGCUAUGACAAAUAACAGUAUAGUGAAAUUAAAAAUCAACGUAAAACCGAAUAAUCUACGUGAAAUGAACUUAUCUAUGAAUAAACUGGUUUAUAUCAACAAAGAUCUAUUCAACAAUUAUACAAAUCUUCGAGUUUUGAUAUUGAGUAAAAAUAGCAUAAGUAAAAUAUCUUCCGAAAGCUUUUCUGGCCUCACGAAGUUAGAGACGUUAGAUUUAUCAGAGAAUAACCUAACAAAAUUGGAAAAUAUCUUCGGGCCGCUGAAGAAUCUGCAACAUCUAAAUUUGAGUAGGAACAACAUUGAAUUCAUUCUUGAAAACUACUUCAAUAACUGGCUGCUUCAACAUUUGGACGUAUCGCAUAAUAAUUUAAGGAAAUUAGCACCAGGAGCUUUGCAGCUAUUGCCGAAUCUGGCUCGAUUACUACUGACAGAUAACCCGCAUUUGGGGAUUACACAGCUGGAUACACAAUUGUUGGUAGGCACCGGCCGCAGACUACAGCAAAUCGAUGCAUCGAGGACCGGAUUAUACCAAGUCCCUGAAGCGUUCACACAUUCGGUUCGAUUUCUAUCCCUCGUCGGGAACAAGAUCAGCUCGAUACGCUGCGGUGACCUCGAUAGCUAUCCCUUAUUGCAAUCUUUAGACUUCUCCGACAAUAAAAUUAAAACUAUAGAAGAAGACUCACUAGGAAGAUUAGAAAUGCUACUUUUUCUAAAUCUAAACAAGAACUUCCUUACAAUAGUACCGAAGUCUCUACCAGAUGAAUUAAAGUACUUAUCGAUAAAUAAUAAUAUGAUACACAAUUUAUCCAUACCAGACUUCAAAAGCUUGCCAAAUUUACGAAUUCUGCUCUUGAAAAGCAAUGAUAUUCAUUUUAUUCAAGACCACGUGUUCGACGAUUUAUUAUCGCUGGAAAUAUUAGAUUUGUCAAAUAACCCAUUGCAAAUGCUGUCACCGAGUACAUUCGAUGGACCUUUAUCCCUCCGCGAUCUCAGAUUAUGCUACUUGAAUAUUUCCGUGCCUGCGAAAGAUGGCUCGUUUCCAAUGUCGUCCCCGGAAAGUGUGCAAAUGCUUCAUUUACAAUCCAGUCCAGGACUCGCUAGACAGUUUUUGGCCGACUCAGCAGCGCUCGCCGCCUUCUCGCAUUUGCAGUACUUGGACCUGAGAAUGAAUAAUUUACCGAGCAUACGUAACGACCUACUGUUCUAUCUGGUACAAUUAAAAACUUUGAGGUUACAUGGCAAUCUGAUAAACUGCAGCGCCGAGCUGUGGCUCUCCGAUUGGAUGAACUGGAAAAAAAGUUUAUCAAACAAUGAAACAUGUUACUAUUCGACGUCCGAAGCGAAGACAGAAAUAAACAAGUACAACUGCACGUUCCCAGAAACUUUUACAAUAAACGAAAGUUUGCCACCGGUUAAUUUAUACAGCACAGAGAUGAUAAAUAAACUGUUGAGGUAUUACGGUUAUUUAAAUAAUAAAACGGAGCGGUCGUCCUUUAAACGUAAUUAUAACGGCGACAAGAACAAUAGACAAACGCUGAGUGUAAACGAUACUUUUGUUACGAAGCUUGAAAAGAAAACUCUCAUGAAUAAAACAGCGAGCAAAGAAGAUGAGAAAUUAAGCGUAUACAGGAAUAAGAAAAUAAAUCUUCAAGAUUAUUAUAAUGAAACUCGACUGCGAUUGGGCAAGUCAUUGAAAACAGACGAAAAAUACGAGCGAGCGACUGACAUCGAUCGGUUGGAUAUUGGAGCGUUAUCAUACCGGCAUUCAAAUAAAACGGAUCGAAAGGCUUCGGGGAAACGGUUAAACACGCCCGUGGCGAGCAAAGAUACUUUAAUAGCUGAGAAUCAAUACGUACAGAAUGGUACGGAGAAAAAUGAUACAUACACGACUCCGAAUAAUAAAUUGGAAUACUCUUAUGUCCGACCUACGAGUCGCUUGGCCCAAUACCUUGGUACCGCUUCGGUGACGUUUUUAAUAGUGUCGUCGAUGGUAUUGUGGCUGAGUGUACGAUUGAGAUAUAAAAGGAGGUAUGUGGAGGUCGACAGUGGAGACCAGAUAGAGGUGUCGAAUAUAUCCGGGGGGGUGCUGUGGUGACAUUUGCGUGCAGCCGAUCCGAUGCCAUUCGAAUACGACUCGCUUUUGACAUAGUACAUAAUCCAGGGGUCGGCUGCAAAAAAACUCAUGUGAUAUGAUUGGACGUACAUAUUUUUCUAUGAGUAAGUACAAAUAGUGGUUAUAGUUAGCAAUAAGUCAUAUAUUCGUGUAUAAUUUGUAAAUAACGUAAGGCCUAUUUUUAUGGACUGUAUAUAUAUGUAUAAGUGUAUAUAAUAUGUAUAAAAGCGUAAUUACAUAAUUUGCUUGGAAGUAGUGAGAAAUUUCAAUACGUUGAACUGUAACUACG